Messenger RNA from Prosopis cineraria, 3219 nucleotides. RefSeq names its product microtubule-associated protein 70-2-like. Gene Ontology annotation, molecular function: microtubule binding. Bases 1452 to 2948 code for a protein of 498 amino acids. The transcript has 11 exons. Gene Ontology annotation, biological process: cytoskeleton organization. The record is from RefSeq and is a predicted model, not a curated record. Lineage: Eukaryota; Viridiplantae; Streptophyta; Magnoliopsida; Fabales; Fabaceae.
UUCUGCUUCCUUCAAAGCUCGCAAGAAGUCCACCGCAAUCGCCCGACAGCCUUCCGAAGUAGACGAUGUUAUCACCCUCUUACACGGCUCUGAUCCAGUCCGCGUCGAGCUCAGCCGCCUUGAGAAUGAACUCCGAGGUUUACUAAUUUUUUUCUCCCCAGAAUGUGUAUUGGAGAAGUGCGAGGCGCGUUAUGCCGUUGCAUUCGUUGCUUGUUAAUUCCUUCUUUUUUUUAAAAAAAAAAAUUGCUUGUUCGGGUUCUCAUGAAGAAAUUCUGUGGGAAAAAGAGAAAAUCAAACCUAAAGAGGAAUUUGGCCAAAAAAAAAACUAAAGAGGAAUUUUGACAAAAUGCUGUCGGGGCACUAUAUCGACUGUGGUCUUCUGUCAAGGAAACAACGUCGAUUCAACUUAGCGAACUUUAUGACGAGCAAAAAAAAUAGCUAACUUUAUCAAUGACAAGAUUAUUCUAAUUGAACUGCAUUAGUUUCACGCUGAAUUUGAUGUAUAUAUCUUGGGAUAUCUUUAUCAAUUAAAUAAUACUUCCAUUCUUUCCACAACAUGCAAAUUUGGCCAUUUUGGCAAUAAUUAUUUGUUUUUUCUGUAAGUCAGGGUCUUUGAGGAAUGAAUCUUAGAUAUGAUUUUUUACCUAUUAUGAUGGAUAUUGUCCCGGACAUCCAUAAAUAAAUAUAUUGCAUAAGAAUGAAUUAUGGAAUGUAAAUGCUAUCUUGCAUUUUUCCUAAUAUCCCUUUUUCCUUGUCACCUUUGAAAUAGAAACAGAACAACAUUCUCUCUCUCUCUCUAAUCAAUGUUAAGUUGUCAUCGCCAUUUUGCUCGGAAAACUGUUGCUGUCAAAUGGAUCUUUGAACCAAAGCAUGAACUUUAUAUGCUGCAUGCGGUCAAAUUGAGGCAUCAUUUUAGCAUAGCUCAGGAUCUGGUUCGAAUCAUCCUAUAUAUAGAUGGAUAGGUUGUGGAUAUUCUCUGUUUAGAUACCUAGAUUGGGGAGUUAAGGUAUGAAGAUGGUUUGUUCUUCUGAUGGAUCUUAUUUGUUGUAUGCAUUAUGAUCAAAAUAUUAUUCCCACUUAUUUUGGGUAGAUGCGUUGCUAUCCUGCCAAUAGUGUUAAAUUCUGGAGCCCAAGGUACAUUAUAUAGCGCACUUGUAUUUUCCCAAGAAUCAAUACCACGCCUGUAUUCAUCACUCCCGUCUUUCAUUUGUUUCUUUAUAACUGAUAAGUUCUCAUCAAUUGAAAAGUCAGAAUCUUAUUUAAAAGAUAAUUCUCUUCAUUAGAGUGGGGUGUGCCCUUGUUUUAAUAAUGAGCAUCAUUGAAUAUUGUUUCACUUGCAGAGAAAGAUAGAGAGCUUGGGGAGGCUCUUGCAGAGAUUAGGUCCUUAAAGAACUCAGAACGUCUUAAAGAAAAAGCAGUGCAUGAGAUAACAGAUGAGCUGAACAAGGUGGAUGAAAAACUUAAAGCAACUGAAGCUCUUCUGGAAAAACCUUGAAUUAAAAAAAGUCAAUGAUGAGAAAAAGGCAGCAUUGGCCGCUCAAUUUGCUGCCGAAGCCACACUAAGAAGAGUUCAUGCUGCUCAGAAAGAUGAUGAAAUGCCUCCUAUUGAAGCUAUCAUCACACCUCUGGAAGCAGAGCUCAAGCUGGCAAGGAUGGAGGUUGCAAAGUUGCAGGAUGACAAUAGAGCACUAGAUCGGCUAACCAAAUCAAAGGAGGCUGCCCUUCUUGAGGCUGAGAGAACUGUUCAAAUUGCCAUGGCAAAGGCAUCCUUGGUUGAUGAUCUUCAAAACAAGAACCAAGAACUAAUGAAACAGGUUGAGAUAUGCCAGGAGGAGAACAAAAUACUGGACAAAAUGCAGCGGCAAAAGGUGGCUGAAGUUGAAAAGCUAACCCAAACAGUUCGUGAGCUUGAGGAGGCUGUCUUGGCUGGUGGGGCUGCUGCUAAUGCUGUCCGUGAUUACCAGCGGAAAGUGCAAGAGAUGAAUGAGGAGAAGAAAAUUUUGGAACGGGAAGUUGCACGUGCUAAAGUUUCUGCAAACAGGGUUGCCACUGUUGUUGCAAAUGAGUGGAAAGAUGCUAACGACAAAGUGAUGCCUGUUAAACAGUGGCUUGAAGAAAGAAAAUUUUUCCAGGGUGAAAUGCAGCAGCUCAGAGAUAAACUAGCUAUAGCUGAGCGCACUGCAAAAGCAGAAGCACAAAUGAAGGAGAAGUAUCAACUGCGAUUCAAAGUUUUGGAAGAAAAGAUUAAAGCAUCCAAUGGUAAUUCUAAAAUCAUUGCAUCAGACGUAAGAAACAUUGCCAGUGGACCUUCAAGGCGUCAGUCUUUUGGAGGAGCCGAGAACCUCUCUGGAUCCUCCAAUGGAUAUCUAUCAAGGAAAAGCUCAAGUUCAAAAUCAGGGUCAAUACGAUCAAACAGUGCCAGCGUGUUAUUAAAACAUGCCAAACUCUCUUCUAGAUCAUUCGAUGGUGGUAUUAGAUCCCUUGAGAGAGAGAGGCCAACUUCAAAUGGGAGCGGGCAAGAUAACAUGCCAGCCAAUGCCAGUGAUCAAACCACCUGUACUGAGAAUGUCACUGCAAGUGAGGAAAGUGCAAAUGAUGCGCCAAUUGAAAAAUCUAAAGCAGAACAUGAAGACCAUGUUUCUGGAAUGCUGUAUGACAUGUUACAGAAAGAGGUUAUAUAUCUGAGGAAAGCUUGUCAUGAAAAAGACCAGACCCUUAAAGACAAGGAUGAUGCAAUUGAGAUGCUCGCAAAGAAGGUUGAUACAUUGAACAAGGCUAUGGAAGUUGAGGCCAAAAAAAUGCGUAGGGAAGUAGCUGCCAUGGAAAAGGAAGUUGCUGCCAUGCGGGUUGGCAAGGAUAACGAUCAUAGGGCAAGGCGAGCUAGUGCUCCAAGGGGUGCUGUAAAUAGUUCUCAUUUAGUUUCUUCCAGGACCGGACGUAAUUUUUAGGUGAAAUUUUAUUGGCUGUGAUCCUCGGGCAAGGAUGGCCAGACAAAAGGUUAUCUUAUGAAUUAUUUUUCCCCUCUGCGCUGAAUAGAAUGGUAUGAUUUUUCAUAAUUUCCUCCUCCUUUUUUCUUUUCUUCGUCUCAGUUUAAUUAAGCUGUCUCGGCCAGGGGGGUCGUGUGUAAAGGGACUUUGUGUUUUCCCGGAAACCUUGUCUUGUACAUUUCUUUGUAUACUAUGUCAAGAAAGAAAAUUUAUAAAAUUAAUGAUUCCAUGA